ACUGAGAAGAGUGAACUAAUUUUGACUAAAUCAAACCGAUAAAAAAACAUUUAAAACAUGGGCUAAACAGUGCGAAGCUGUCUCUGGAUUGCAGAUCCGUAUAAUGCCUUUUCUUGGCAAGAAUUUUAGGAAAAAUAAAGAGAAGAAAGAGAAGGUUAAAGCUGAAAAAAAUAAGAAUGGAGUUGCGUCUCCGAGCUUCGGUCGAGCGGAUGCAAAAGUAAACAUACGAAGCAAAGAAGUUUUAAAUCGCGGAGAUUUACAAAAUGCAAAACAUCGACCAAUACCAUCAAGGGAUAUUUCUGAAUCAUAUAUUGAAUUGCCAACUGUAAAUGAUAAUGACCACAAUAGACCUCCAUCUGUGUACAGCGGUGGUUCCUUAGAACAGAGGGGUCAGACAGCCUUGGCCAGAACAAACUAUAUUGAGGAGUCCGGUUCUGAUGGCCUCAGCGUCAAUUCUAAUGAUUCUCGACUUAGCAGAGGAUCGGGGAACUCCUUUGGAAACCGUUCAAGAGAGAUGGACUUAUUUAAACAAAAUGGAAAGCAUUUUACUAGAGACAAUGGACUACAGGCAAACAUGGACCAAAUAUUAGAAUCAUACAGAUCCCCUCCAUCAUAUGCCAAUAGAUUUGGAUUGCAACGCGGUCAUUCACAAAAUACUGCCGAUAGAUAUCGACAUCCACCGCCAUAUAGGGAAAUGAGGAACAGUUUUGGAUUUCAUGGGGUAAAACCAAUAAUGUACAGUAGAUCAGAAAAUGUACUCAAUCGCCCCAUAAGUGGGCACCAGGCUUCCAGUUACCCAGAUAUUCGGUUAGUUGAAGGAGUGGGUUUCAGACAAUUUGGGCAGCAGAUGCCUGCAAACAGGCAGGCGAGAAACCCGAAACUAUUCAGAAAAGUUGAUCAAGCAACAAUGACAGAUGAAGUUGCAGAUGAGUCUGAUUUAGGCAUCCAAGAUCUAGGGUUUCCUUAUCAGAUUUAUAGCAGCCAACAAGCUGCAAAUCAAGAACAGGCAUCAUUACACUCAAACCCAUAUGAGGCAUUUAGUGGAUUAAGUUUCUCAGCCUACACAGACCCACAUCUAAAUGACUCUAGGAUAUAUAAUUUUGGCCAAAGCUGGGGUGGUCAAGAAUUAAUGAUAUCAAGUCCAACAGGGCCUUGGUUCCACACACCACAAGUCAAUGGAGAGAUGUAUGAAGGACCACAGAGGUCUGCGCAGGGUAAUUCACCAACUGCAUCUGGUCUUGAAGCAAAUUCUCCAGGCAAGUUAAAGACACUUGAUUACUCUCUUCCACCUGGAUGGACCGUGGACUGGACUCGGGAUGGAGAAAAGUUUUAUGUGGACCAUAAUAAUCAAACAACAACAUGGUGUCAUCCGUUUGAAAAAGCUGGUCUGCCUGAAGACUGGGAGAAAGUUGAAUCACCUGAACAUGGCACAUACUAUGUCAAUCACAGAACAAAAACAGCUCAAUAUGACCACCCUGUAAAGCAUUUGUUGGUAGAAGAGAACCUUCCUUAUCCCUCAAAGGACUCUUUAGUACCUGCAAAUCCAUAUAUGUAUGCUGAGAUACCUGGAUGGCUUCAGUUUUACUCAACAGCUUCAUCAGAAUAUGAUCAGUAUCUUAAGUGGGAUUUAUUCCGUUACCCAGACCUAGACUGCUUUCAGACAAUGUUGAAACGUCUCUACAAGAAGGACUUGGAGCAGGUUGUGUACAGGUACGAGGAGCGAAGGCAGGCAUUGCAGAGGGAAAUUGAACGAAGACAACAGCAAGGGCCUAGAACGUUUACUACCCGAGUGCUAGCUGAAUUGGGCGAUGAGACAAGUGUAUAGGAGGACAGUAUUCAAUCUGAGGAUGGAGAAUGCUUUGAAUCAUUCACACAAAGAUGUUGGAAGAAAUCUACUAACAUCCCAUUACAAGUUUGAAGCAAUCUUGUGCUGGGAAGUCAAAUUGCAAUCCAAUUUCGUUGGAAUUUCUGUUUGAAUUGGUUAGAGUUGCAUUUGUGCAGAUGUAAAAGAGGCAUGCAAGGUCACCUGUAGGAUGUUGAAAGAAUUGUUGAAGGAUUAAGGGCCUGUUUACAUGGAGCGAGUUACCCUGGCCAGGCGAGGUGAAAACUGCAUGAAAGACUAAUCAAGUUAAGCCUUGAUAUGAUGCGCUUUUACCUCGCCUAGCUGGGAUAACUUGCUCCAUGUAAACAGGCUGUAAAUAUGAAUUGAUGCGGGAUACCAAUAAUAAAAUUGCAAUGUAGAUUAGCAUAGUAAUGCAGAUAACUGCUUGUAUAAACAGUUUGUAUAUAAAAACUGAAUAUAUUGGUCUUUAAUAAUAACUAAUUAGAGUGGUUGUACUGAAGUGUACAGAAGGAAGAUUUUUGGAG
Dendronephthya gigantea is the source of this 2367-nucleotide messenger RNA. RefSeq lists its product as uncharacterized. The coding region runs from base 104 to 1825 and encodes 573 amino acids. Gene Ontology annotation, molecular function: protein binding; molecular adaptor activity. The record is from RefSeq and is a predicted model, not a curated record. Gene Ontology annotation, biological process: hippo signaling; regulation of cell population proliferation; apoptotic process. The transcript has 8 exons. Lineage: Eukaryota; Metazoa; Cnidaria; Anthozoa; Malacalcyonacea; Nephtheidae.